CUUCGGCUGCUGUCACCGGGCUACUGGUUACCUCAAGCAGGCGAGACGUCAGUGUUGUUUUGAAUACUGGAGUCGUAUUGGCCGUAAGGAUGGGGUCCCUGGGUGAAGAUGGAGGGGGGCAGGUGUGCGACGGGGUCUUGGAACACCUGUACUGCUGUGGGGCUGCUACGGAGGUGCUCAAGUUUGGGCAGAGAGAGCUGGGUCCCCCUGGAGGGCGACGCGGCAGCCCCCCGCUGCUCUUCCUCAUCAUUCCAGGAAACCCAGGACUGGUGGGCUUCUACCGGCCCUUCAUGAGGACACUCUGGCAGAGCUUCCAGGGCCUCCACCCUGUGUGGGCAGUGAGCCACGCCGGGCACUGCGUGCCACCUGACUCCAUGGACAUGACUGAAGAUGGGCCCUUGUUGGAGACCCACGAUGUGUUUGGGCUGCGCGGGCAGAUCGAGCACAAGAUGGCCUUCCUGAAGAGGCACGUGCCCCGUGACACCAAGCUGGUGCUGAUUGGCCACUCCAUCGGCUGCUACAUCAUCCUGGAGAUGAUGAAGAGGGACCCACAGCUGCAGGUGCUAAAGGCACUGCUGCUGUUCCCGACAAUCGAGCGCAUGGCGGCGAGCCCGCAGGGCCGGCUCAUGACGCCGGUGCUGUGCCAGCUACGCUUUGCCGCCUACCUGCCCGUCUUCCUGCUCUCCCUGCUGCCCCGCAGCCUUCAAGCUGCCAUGGUCAAGCUGGUGCUCAGCGGCCUCCCUUCCCUGGACCGCACCGCUGCUGCUGCUGCGCUCAGCCUCUUCAAUGUCGACUGCGUAGCCAACGCCAUGUACAUGGGGAGCCAGGAAAUGCGGCAAGUUCUAGAAAGAGACAACCAGACCAUCAGCCAAAACCUGGACAAGCUUGUGUUUUACUAUGGAGCCAGUGACCACUGGUGCCCGGUGGAGUACUACCAUGACAUCAAGAGGGAAUUCCCCGCUGGAAACAUCCAGCUGUGUGAGAGGGGCUUCCGCCAUGCCUUCGUGCUGGACUCGGGCUGCGACGUGGCCAUCAUGGCGGCAGACUGGAUCCGCGGUGACCUGCAGCACCUGUGACACCCAGCUCCACUGGAGCUGAAGCAGAGACUCGAACCCCUGUCCCAGUGAGGCAACAGUGACCACGACAGUGCUAACUACUGUCCCCCCCCCCAUUUUAGCCCCAACCCUAAUCACCAGACCUUUGAAAAAGCUCUGAUCUGAACUUUAAUUUAAACUUUAAUUUCCAGGUGUUUGUUUGGAGACUUACUCACCCAGACCAGCUGGGAUAAAGAGAUUGUAUUAAUCGUGGAGUUUCGGGCUGCUCCUGUCUGACGACGAAGGCUAACAGCCCCAGACUGCCCCCACCAAAACGCAGAGUGAAAUUCACACGACAGCCCUGUGGCCCCCUGUGUGUGUCUGAGUGUGGCUAGAGGAUCCUGGAAGAUGUCUCACAUCUUUCACGUUGAGAGUGUCUGCGGAGUGCCACGCUUAACCCUGCGCCGAUUCGAUUUACGCACAUUCCUCGCUGAAAUACGUUAUCUGUCGAACGUCCAGAGCAGACAUGUCAGAGGUUUGUUUGGAUUAGAGGGCCGUUAUCGCCGAGCCGGUGUGAUCGCGCCGAAGACGGGGUGCUCUCCUCGCCCCGGCUGCCGUUCGCCAAGCGUUCCGCUGGGCGUAUUUGCGUCUCCGCUCGCAAUAUGAACAUCUGGGGGCCGUGCAGCUUCUCAUUCCAAUCACGCUGGCCGCCUCUCCCUGCCUGUGACGUUUGGCAGAGGGCUGCAUGGGGAACAGUUAGCUGGAGAUGUGGACGUUGGCAUCAAUCCGCGGGGAUGGGUGGCUUAGGAAUGGACCCUCCAAGUCACUCCAAGUCACCCUGAUGGACAGGAAGCCGCAGGCGGUUUGAUGGAUAAUAAUAAUAAUAAUAAUCAUUCCUUUAUUGUCCCCGUGGGGAAAUUCUUUUUACGCCUCCCUCAACUCGCUCUUUGUAGAGUAAGCUGUCUGCGAAUGGCGGCCACCUGUUAGGAUCGGAAUGUAACCAGCAAUCAGAGGCUUCAUCGUGGAGGCAGAUCAUGUAAAAGGGAAAUCUGUCACUUUCUUUGUCAUUGUAUACUAAUCUAUUAAAAAAAGUCUUUCUUCCUGAA
Paramormyrops kingsleyae is the source of this 2140-nucleotide messenger RNA. RefSeq names its product lipid droplet associated hydrolase (gene ldah). The record is from RefSeq and is a predicted model, not a curated record. Gene Ontology annotation, cellular component: lipid droplet. Gene Ontology annotation, molecular function: lipase activity. NCBI's taxonomy places the organism in Eukaryota, Metazoa, Chordata, Actinopteri, Osteoglossiformes, Mormyridae. Gene Ontology annotation, biological process: lipid storage.